AUGUACCCAUCGGGAUUCUCGCUAGAUGAGAGUGACAAUGGGACAGAAAGCCGACUUCUCCGGAAAGCUCGAGAUGAAUACAAGGUCCAGCUGGUACCUGUCCAAAUCCAAAGUCGAGAACUUGGGGAUGAAACAUGGCGGGCGAGCUUCACCAAGCUUCUUGCCUUCAACCAAACGCAGUACGAUCGUGUCCUGAGCCUCGAUUCAGAUGCCACCAUGCUCCAGCAUAUGGAUGAAUUGUUCUUAAUGCCUCCAUGUCCUCUAGCUAUACCUCGAGCUUACUGGCUCAAGCCGGAUGAACGUGUAAUGAGCUCUGCAGUCCUGCUCAUCCAGCCUUCGCACUUUGAAUUUAAUCGCAUCAUGGCAGCCAUUGAUACCGCAGCUGCCUCUGACUAUGAUAUGGAGGUUAUGAAUCAUCUCUACAGAGAUAGUGCGCUCAUCCUGCCGCACCGUCCAUACAUUAUGUUGACUGGAGAACUCCGCAACGAUGAUCACUCUAAAUAUCUAGGAAAUAGCAAUGAGACUUGGAAUCCUGAUAAAGUGCUUAAGGAGACUAAAUUUGUACAUUUCUCUGAUUGGCCAAUUCCAAAGCCUUGGAUUGAACCCCCCGCUAAUAUCAUGGAUGAAAGGAAACCAUCUUGUCACUUGAACAUCAGCAGCGGGAUCCUAGACGACUGUCGUGAUCGGGACUAUUGGUUAGGAUUAUAUGCAGAUUUCACCAAGCGACGAACGAAUAUUUGUGGGGAUGACGAUGACCUGUAA
Molecule: messenger RNA, 762 nt
Organism: Penicillium griseofulvum
Lineage: Eukaryota; Fungi; Ascomycota; Eurotiomycetes; Eurotiales; Aspergillaceae
Exons: 5
Coding region: 1-762 (253 amino acids)
Molecular function (GO): glycosyltransferase activity
Source: RefSeq, a predicted model, not a curated record